Cladophialophora yegresii CBS 114405 is the source of this 622-nucleotide messenger RNA. RefSeq lists its product as uncharacterized. The record is from RefSeq and is a predicted model, not a curated record. The coding region runs from base 328 to 552 and encodes 74 amino acids. The transcript has a single exon. NCBI's taxonomy places the organism in Eukaryota, Fungi, Ascomycota, Eurotiomycetes, Chaetothyriales, Herpotrichiellaceae.
CCCGAGAUGCCGCUCCCCAAGCAACACUUAACACUCCACGGCGGCUGUAAUUGUCGCGCCAUACGGUACCGCAUCUCUGUCCCCGCGUACUCUGCCCGUCCUAUCGCUUUGGAACACAGCGGAGGGAUGAACCCCUCGGAAGAUGAAAGACAUGCCACGCAUCCCAUUCGUGCUACUCGAUCACUGUAACGACUGUGGCCGCGCAACAGCGAGCGUGGUCCCGAUGUGUUUGGUCAGUGAGAUGAAGACCGUGGAGGUAUCCCUAGCGGGUUUCUCCCACGAUAACCCCCAACAAGUGUCAGCAAUGGAUGACGACACUGCAAGGAAAUGGCAGCCGCUCGCUUCGGUUGUGGACGCUUUCGAAGAGGGCUCCAACGUAGCCUCAACCCCGGACUCGAUGCCAGACACCAUUCUGACUCUGGGUCAUUACAUUUCCUCCGCUGGUCGGCAUCGUUGGUUUUGCAGGCGGUGCGGGACUUCCCUCGCGUACAGCGUCACUUAUUCGGCAUACCCCAAGCCAUGGAGGGCCGCCUCCGCGCCUCGCAUGUUUGACAUCUGGCUGGGGACGCUCGAUCGGGACUGUCUGGAGCAGGAAUGGAUGAGGCCGGAUCAUGCCGUGUGG